Cucurbita moschata (crookneck pumpkin) is the source of this 705-nucleotide messenger RNA. RefSeq lists its product as uncharacterized. Bases 1 to 705 code for a protein of 234 amino acids. The transcript has a single exon. The record is from RefSeq and is a predicted model, not a curated record. Lineage: Eukaryota; Viridiplantae; Streptophyta; Magnoliopsida; Cucurbitales; Cucurbitaceae.
AUGGCUUCCCCCAAUCUAAUCUUCCUAGCUUUCCUUAUAACUCUAUCCUCCAUAAAACCCACAAACUCCGUCGAGUUCUCCGUCACCAACGCCGCCGGAAACACCGCCGGCGGCACUCGUUUCGACCUCGAAAUCGGAAAUUCCAACGCAGAGAACACUCUAAAAAUUGCCACCGAUUUCAUAUUGAAAACAUUCCAACAGCAAGACGACGCCGACGCCGACAUAAAGACCGUCCACAAAAUCCGCCUCGUCAUCGACGCCGAAUACGACAUCGUUUCCUACACUUCCGGCACCGACAUAUUCAUCGCCGCAAACUACAUCGCUGAAUAUCCCGGCGACCUGAGGAACGAAUUCGCAGGAAUUUUAUACCAGGAGCUGACUAAAGUUUGGCAGUGGACUGGAAACGGUGAAGCGCCGGCCGGGCUAAUCGAAGGGGUGGCGGAAUUCGUGAGGCUGAAAUCCGGGUUUGUCCCAGGAGAGUGGGCGGCGGCGGGAGAUGGUGAGAGGUGGGAUGAUGGCGGCGGAGGGGUGACGGCGAGGUUUCUGGAGUAUUUGGAGGGGUUGGGGAGUGGGUUCGUGGCGGAGCUUAACCGGAAAAUGAGAAAUGGUUACAGCGAAGAUUACUUUGUGGAGCUGAUGGCCGCGACGGCCGACGAGCUUUGGGCGGAGUACAAGGCGGAGUACGGCAAAAUAAUUAAAUAUUAA